Saxophila tyrrhenica is the source of this 366-nucleotide messenger RNA. RefSeq names its product rRNA-processing protein cgr1. The record is from RefSeq and is a predicted model, not a curated record. The coding region runs from base 1 to 366 and encodes 121 amino acids. The transcript has a single exon. NCBI's taxonomy places the organism in Eukaryota, Fungi, Ascomycota, Dothideomycetes, Mycosphaerellales, Extremaceae.
AUGCCUACCGCGUUGGCAUCCACCCCCGCGGCCGCGCCAAAUGCAAAGAUACCACAAGUCACGGGCCUCCGCAAGAAUGGGAAGCAGUGGCAUCAGUCUCGAAAAGCCUUCAGGCCUACAGCCGGCCAGUCAUCAUAUGCCAAGCGAGUAGAAAAGCAGGCGCAGGAAGCGGAAGUGAAGAAGCUGGAGGAUGAGAUGAAGGCGGAAAAGGAAGACGAGAGGCAGCGGCGGAUACAGGCGAUCAAGGACAAGCGGGCGGCGAAGGAGGAGAAGGAGCGGUUCGCAAAGAUGGAGGAGAAGAUGCAUCGGAAGAGAGUGGAGAGACUGAAGCGGAGAGAGAAGCGGAAUAAGGUACUGAAGUCUUGA